AUGUUCCGAUUAAUCCUUGCGAUCACAAUAGCCACCUUGUGUGUAAGCGCUAUCCCAAAGAAUCUUCCCCAUCCACAAGAAUUCGCCUUUACAUUAGGCGAGGAGGAGUUUGAAGACUAUCUUGAUAAGUGGCUUGAAAUCGAAGAACAAAAUUGGAUUAAUUCAACAUUAGCGGCCGAAACGCGCAACAGCGGGUGCACUUUCAGAGUUAACGGUGACUUUGGACAGCCUCAUCCAGUCUUCAUUCAUAGAUCAAGAAACACUUUCCUGGCACCUACUGGUAACAGUGGGCAAGUUCGUCUCAACGGUAAUGAAGAAAUCGUUGUAUCAUGUCCAGGAUCGAAUAGGUCAAUUCGUCAUCCCAAUAUAAUUUCAACCGUUCACACUGCUAAUGCGAGAUGCGUUAACAGUGCAGUGAUAUCAGGUGCGGGCUGGUUGAAUGGAAACAGAAAUUUUAAAGAUCUGACUUGUAGUUCUCAUCCUUACUAUAUAGCCGAACAAACAAACCAAAGAUGUUUCAAUAAUAACGUUGUUAUUCGAGUUGGAUUUAAUGUAAACAAUGUUUUUCACACUGUAUACUGGUCAUGCUACAACCAAAACCGAAUGGAAGUUUUGUACGUUUGGCAUGAUCAAAACCCUACUAAUGCUGUUCACCAAACAGGCGUCCCCAGACCGAGCUGGCUAGCUGGCAAUUUUUUCCCUGGUGUAAACAUAAAUACCGCAUACACACAAAGUAGCCAAAGAACCGUCAUCGGAAAUAUAGUAGGAAGCAAUAUAGUUGGCCGAUACAUUACUAACACUCAGUUUCUUGCCCGCGGUCACCUUACCGCCAAGAGCGACCACGUCUUUGAACCAAGUCAAAGGUCUACCUUUUUCUUCAUUAACGCAGCUCCGCAAUGGCAACCAUUCAACGCUGGUAACUGGAACAAUCUUGAACAGAAUCUUCGUAGAAGAAUUGCCGCAGCUGGAUACAACGCUGUUGUAUAUACAGGUACUUUUGGUGUUACCCAACUCCGGAAUUCCAACAAUCGUUUAGUAGACAUUUAUUUGGCAUCCAACAAUAGAGUACCCGUACCUCAAUAUUUUUACAAGGUGGCUUAUGAUGCAUCUAGUCGUCGUGGAACUGCCUUCAUAAGCAUAAAUAACCCCUACUAUACUCUGGCUGAGGCUAGGGCACUACAGUUCUGCACGGACAGAUGUCGUAACAACAAUGCUUUCAACUGGAUUAAUUGGCAGCCCGACCGCGUGGAUAUCGGCUACAGUUUCUGCUGCACAAUUGCUGACUUCAGACGUCACAUUGGUCACAUUCCGAAUUUCGAUGCUUCUGGUGGUCUUCUUUCUUAAAAACAAUAAAAUAGAAAUAACAGUGUAAUCAUGUACUUUGAUUUAAAUAAAGAUGAAACUUGGCGGUGAAGU
Melitaea cinxia (Glanville fritillary) is the source of this 1416-nucleotide messenger RNA. RefSeq lists its product as uncharacterized. Gene Ontology annotation, molecular function: metal ion binding; single-stranded DNA endonuclease activity; nucleic acid binding. The transcript has 7 exons. Gene Ontology annotation, cellular component: mitochondrial inner membrane; nucleus. Lineage: Eukaryota; Metazoa; Arthropoda; Insecta; Lepidoptera; Nymphalidae. The record is from RefSeq and is a predicted model, not a curated record. Gene Ontology annotation, biological process: apoptotic DNA fragmentation. Bases 1 to 1344 code for a protein of 447 amino acids.